Messenger RNA from Camponotus floridanus (Florida carpenter ant), 4183 nucleotides. RefSeq names its product 14-3-3 protein epsilon (gene 14-3-3epsilon). The coding region runs from base 232 to 999 and encodes 255 amino acids. Gene Ontology annotation, cellular component: cytoplasm. Lineage: Eukaryota; Metazoa; Arthropoda; Insecta; Hymenoptera; Formicidae. The transcript is spliced from 5 exons. The record is from RefSeq and is a predicted model, not a curated record. Gene Ontology annotation, biological process: signal transduction.
GAGUUGAUCCGCGGAGCUGCUGCGCGAGAGACAGGGAACUGCUUUCGAUUGUUAGCGGGCGCCGCCAUCUUGGUCAGUGAGCUUGCGAGUGGCUGUACGUCUCGAGGAGCGCGGUGCUUCGUGUGCGUAUUUCGGGCGGUCGUGCCGACCAGGUAUCUUUGGUGCGCGCGUUUUUUUCCCGACGAGCCUUCCUCGAUAUCAUCGUACCUGUGAAAUCCGCGUACAUCCGAGAUGUCGGAACGGGAGGACAACGUUUACAAGGCGAAACUGGCCGAGCAAGCGGAACGCUACGACGAGAUGGUUGAAGCAAUGAAGAAGGUGGCUUCGUUGGACGUGGAGCUUACUGUCGAGGAAAGGAACCUUCUCUCAGUGGCAUACAAAAAUGUCAUUGGAGCAAGGAGAGCCUCCUGGAGAAUAAUCUCAAGUAUCGAACAGAAAGAAGAGAACAAGGGAGCCGAGGGAAAACUAGAAAUGAUUCGUCAAUACCGAUCUCAAGUAGAAAAGGAGCUCAGGGAUAUUUGCGCCGACAUUCUUGGCGUUUUGGAUAAGCAUUUGAUACCGUGUGCCUCCACGGGAGAAUCCAAAGUCUUCUAUUAUAAAAUGAAGGGCGAUUACCAUCGUUAUUUGGCAGAAUUCGCUAUCGGUAAUGAUAGGAAGGAAGCGGCGGAGAACUCUCUAGUGGCAUACAAAGCGGCGAGCGAUAUCGCCAUGACGGAAUUGCCGCCGACCCAUCCCAUUCGUUUGGGAUUAGCGCUCAACUUUUCCGUGUUCUAUUAUGAGAUUCUUAAUAGUCCUGAUAGAGCGUGCCGUUUAGCAAAGGCGGCCUUCGACGACGCGAUCGCCGAAUUGGAUACAUUGUCCGAGGAAAGCUACAAAGAUUCCACCCUUAUAAUGCAGCUCCUCAGGGACAACCUCACUCUAUGGACAUCGGAUAUGCAAGGCGACGAAUCCGAGCCUGAUCAGCAAGGCGAUAGUGCUGUCGAUACCCACGAUGCCUGAACGUAAAUACACCCUUUUCCUAACAUCCCCGAAGCCCGUCUAUUCGGUGAAGCCGAACAAAAGGAGCAACUGCAAGAUGUGGAAGAUCAGGAUGUAUCGUAACUCUAGCUGUAGUGAGUGUUAUCUUACGCAUAUAAAACUGAGACACAAGAAAAAACUCUUAAUAACUCGUAAGCAAAAGAAAAAUAAACCAAUUCAGCAGAUGGCAGUUCGGGGUGGGAAGGGGAGAGAGAUCAUUAGAAAUUUGCGUGACCUUUAAAAGUACGCGCCGUUAUUUUAAAACAGAGCGGCAGCAGUGACAACAACAUAGCGAUAACAAAAUUAAUUAAUAAUCAUUUGAUUGCAUUAUUACGUACACAUAUAAUACAUGAUUGAAUUUCGGAGCACGCAGAAACAAAAGGACACGCACUCUGCGAUAAAUAGAGACUGCAAAGCAUUUAGAAAGGAGAGGCACUUUUUAAGUUGCCCCGUUUUUGCGUAUCGAGAGGAAAAGUUGUCGUAUAUUUGCAUUUUGCAUGCCAUCCGUUUAAAAUUGACGACGCCGACGACUUAGACGCCGUUUCUGUUAGUCUCAGGCUGUUCGGAUUACACCAAUUUCAUCUGGGAUUGAAUUUUGUCUCAGUGAGUGAAACGAAUUAUGUGUAUCGUACAUACUUUACAAUAGCGGAAAAAAAAGAAAGCACGAUCGUUGAUCUACCGAGACACAUUUGUGUGUUGAUCUGUCCUUACUCUGAUCUAAUCUCCGCCACACACACAACUCUUUUCCUUUCUCUCCUUUCCAAAUCUUCUCCUUUUUCCGUCCCGCUACUCUGAACCUUGCUUUUUUUUAUAGCGCGCACGAUUGUCUCGUGUAUACUACAAUUGCUACGAUGUUAACGUAUGCGUGUAAAUCGAUUUAUUUAGAGAUAAACAUACGCUCAUAUUUUUCUUUCUCUCUCUUUACGGAAAUAACGGCGGCGUCCUCACAUUGCCAAUUGUUAAGACGGACCUCGCUUUCGAGCUUGUAACUCUGUGUAAUAAGAUAUGUACUUCUGAUAAAAGAUCCGAGUGUAAUAUUAUAGAUGAGAUAGUUGAGAAAGAAAAACAUAAAAUUUAUGGAUUUUUGGCAUAGCCGAGCUGAGAAGACGAGAAUAUGCUUACUUCGGUUGCCCCUCCUCUUCCCUCCCCCACCCCUCCCCGUCUGUAUCUCGUCAAAUGCAAUAAUAUCGUUCGGCUGAUUGUGAGCUUUCGUAAAAAGAUCGUCGCGAAGGGCUUAAUAAUGUGAAUGAAAAAAAGCAAAAGUGUGUCGUCGAAAUUCUUUCCGAUUUCGUUGAUCUUUACGCAUCUUUCCGAAGCGAGCGUCUCAUCGCGUCAGCUCGACAGCGUGCAGCGUCGUUGAUUGAAAAAAAAAAAAAAAUGAAAGAGAAAAAGAAAGAAGGGAAAAAAAAAUGAAAAGAUUACGUUAGUGAGCCUUUUUAGCGUUAUUACGUUACUCACAGCAAACAAGCAACUAUCUAGCUAGUCUGUAAUGUGGUUGUACGUUUUCAUACGCCCGUUGUGUAAACUAAAUAUCGAUUGCUGUGGUAUAAGAACAGAAUAAAUGACUGUACCCCCGACUUUUUCCACCCGCGCACAUACACAUUCUUACGCUAUGCAUACAUAUGUAUAUAUAUAUAUGUAUGUGUAUAUAUAUGUACGUGUAUGUAUAUAUACAUGUGUAUGUAUAUAUAUACACACAAUAUCUAUGCAUAUGUAUGUAUAUAUACAUUAUACCUAUAUAUACACACACACCUAUACGUAUGAUGUAUAUAUGUAUCCACAUCUUUUCCAUCCGAAUAAUCGAUUCGUGUUUAUAUAAUUAUCCAUUCAUCGACGAGUCAUUCCAUCAACUUUUACGUUGAGACAUUCCAUUGUUCUUCUUGUACUAAGGAAUCAUAGGUUUACAGUGAAAAUACCCCUUUUCUUCAGAUCGACGAGGUAAGCUUAGCUAGUUACUGACCAUUUUACGCAUUAAAAUUUACCUACUUAUUAUAGAGCUAGAAUUACCAAAAUCCAUUUUUAAGCUCGCUCAGUUUUUUCGCUAAUAACGCGACGGGGAGGAGACGAUGAUACCGAAGGAGACGCCGAAUAAGCAGCGAGGAAAAGCGAGGCGGUCAAACAUCGAGAAAAGAAAUACAAUCCGGCGAGAGAAGAGCGGAUCGCGAGGGAUCCGCACGGAAGAAACAAAAAAUUGGUGUCCAUCGUGCCCCUGUAUUUAGCUAUUGUAACGAUAAAGACGAUAAUCAUGUUACACACACAAAUGAUACGUUAUGAAUACGAGGAAUAAUUCUCAAAGUAAUAUCAACCGGCUCUCGUAAAGUAAGUAAGUAUAUUUGCGAAUGUAAUAUUAUAAGAGCGUAAUAAGUAGGGUAAAAGAGAAAAAGAAAAAAAACCAAGAAAAACGAAGAAGUAACAAUCUUGACGCGAGAAAUCAUCCGAGCGACGGGGUAAGAUCAACUCGAGUAUAUGAUGAUCGAGGAGAUUAAAUCGCGCGAAAAAUUGUAUGCAAGGUAAACAGAGCUCUAAAUUAAGAACUGCGGAGCGAGGCGGAAGCCGUCGUAGGCUGUUGAAACAACACACGCGUAUAUACAUAUAUAUAAAUAUAUUUCAAUUACAUUAGCAUGUAUCUGUGCUGCGGGCAAAAAGUGUUUUAAGAAAUUUAGAUACGUAUAAAAAUGCGUCAGGUGGCAACGAAAUGGUGGUAGUAGCGAUCUCUGGAUGCCGAUGAAUUAUCCGAUCCGAUUAUUCGUUCAUAGAGUGUUUACAUUUUUUUUUUUUUAAAUCAAUUUUAUUGCACAUUCGUCGAAAGAGAUUCUUGUUCAAUCGGUUUAUUGUGUGUGAGCGUUUAAAAAUUAAUUUAAAAAAUGAUUCUUCAUAUAUACGUUUAAAUUUGAUUCAAUUUAAGAAAUUUAGAUUUAGAGGAAUUUAGAUUUUUUAUAAAAUUAAAUCUCGGUCGCACGUUCUUAGAACAUAAUCUAAGAUCGCGCUAUGAACGAAUAAUAGAGCAACGCGAUUCAUCAUUGUUCGGAAGAACUAAUUUUUGCGUUUCUGGAUCCGCAUGCGUUCUUACGCUCUGUAUUACAAUCGAUGCGAUUACACCGGAUACAAUCUUUUUUUCUGUAAAACCACACACGUGAAAGCUACAAAUAAAGUAAUUACGAAUCUA